Molecule: messenger RNA, 1773 nt
Organism: Schistosoma curassoni
Lineage: Eukaryota; Metazoa; Platyhelminthes; Trematoda; Strigeidida; Schistosomatidae
Source: the annotation of a GenBank genome assembly
GUAUAUCAAAUUGUGUCCUUGAGGGCAAACAUCGGAUUGUCUGUCUCACAUCUGUGUUACUUGUAGAUUUCUUCGUUUACUUCCGUUGAUAAAUAUUAUUUAAUAGUGUCUUCGCAAAUAUAUUUAUUUGUUUAUUACUCAGCCUUUGGGAAGAUUUGUCAUUCCACCCAUCUCAAAGUAUCGAAUAAUGUUCGAAGUAUUUGGUGGAGCAUUCAUCAGAAUGACUGUUAAGCUCACUUAUAGAGAGCCUGUAAGAUUUAUGGGAAGCCUAAACAAAGUUCUUUAUCCAUGGAUGAAUCGAAAAAAGCCAUUUUGGGUUACUCAAGAGGCUAGUCCUUAUGUAGAUGAAGAUAUUACAUCAGAAAACAAAACAUUUUUAGAACAACAGCGUAUAGAUUCAUUAACCAGUUCUACAAGCCCCGUCAUUACUGAACAACCGGCACAGGUACCAUGGAAACCAUAUGUUACACAAAGAUGCGGUCUUAUUGCAAUCAAGCUAGGAUUAUACCCACUGUGGACUAAAACUGGAAAGAAAAUCGACUGUACUAUUUUCCAGAUCCCUGACAAUCAUGCUAUUCGUUAUACACCUCCUUCAGAGAUCGACAAAUACAUCAGCCUACUACAUCCACGUCACUAUUGGCUAAAUAAUAAACGGCCUCCUUCCUGGAUAACUCAAAAACGUUGGGGUAUACAAUUGGUUGGAGCAGUUUCUGCUGACCCUAUCGAGUUCACUUCUGAGUGGUGUGAUUUAUUUAAAAAAGCUGGUAUACCACCAAAGCGUAAAAUAUCUCGUUUUUUGGUCAGCCCUGAUGCUGCUUUAAAACCUGGAACGCCUUUGAGUGUGCAUCAUUUUCGUGUAGGUGACCGUUUGGAUAUAACUGCAAGAACCACUAAUCGUGGCUUUGAAGGUGUUAUUGAACGUUGGGGAAUGAAAGGCGGACCUGCUGCUCAUGGUUCUACUAAAUUUCAUCGUAGAAUGGGAAGUAAUGCAGGAAUUGAAGGAGUAAUCCCUCGAGGCAAACGUAUGGCAGGUGUUAUGGGUAAUCGAUUCAGAAGCUUACGUGGUGUAAUGAGAGCGCCAAUAUAUAUGCGCCACACAAAACAAUGGGAAUUCGAAGAGAAGUAGAAAGGAAAAAAAACUAAGGAACGCAAAAGAAAAAGAGAACAAUGACGAAGAGAUUGGAGUAAGGUAGUGUGGUAGUAACGACGGAACGAAAAGGUACAAUCAGAAGAAAUCUUUCAGAUUGUGAGGAUUAAUCCAAAACUUGGACUUAUAUAUGUAACAGGUACAACACCAGGGCCUGUACAUGCCUACUGCCAUUUGAACGACUCUUGGUUAAGAAAUCGUCGACGUGAAUUAAAUGCUAAUCCACCACCAGUUCCAACUUAUUUUCCUCCCUCUAUAGUAGAUGAAACUAAUUCAAAUCAACUCGAUCCAAGCUUGUGCCUUGAUGUUGAUGAUGAUUUUGAACAAGAUAUUUACCAUGAAUCAAUACAUCCAAGUUAUAGUCCUUCCAUUUCCUAUUCAGAAGACUCUAUGUGAAACGUGAUUUCUCUGUUAUAAGAAUGUACAUACAAUAUACCUUCAUAGUUUCCUUUUAAGUUUUUUGUUUACUCAAACUUCACUGGGUGGUUAAAGUAUUGUAUGGGAACGAAAUUAAAACAAUCGCGAUGAAUUUUCAUCUACUUCUCUAGCCAAUCAGAAAGCAGCUUUUAUAAAUGGAUAGUUUAUAGAAAAGAAAACAAUAAUAUUGCAAAGCGUGGAGAGAUUUU